Messenger RNA from Anopheles coustani, 901 nucleotides. RefSeq names its product trypsin-3-like. Gene Ontology annotation, biological process: proteolysis. Lineage: Eukaryota; Metazoa; Arthropoda; Insecta; Diptera; Culicidae. The transcript has a single exon. The coding region runs from base 1 to 834 and encodes 277 amino acids. The record is from RefSeq and is a predicted model, not a curated record. Gene Ontology annotation, molecular function: serine-type endopeptidase activity.
AUGUCGUUCAAGAUCGUAGUUCUGCUAUCCCUUCUGGCUGCGGUGAUCGCUUGUGCUCAGGCUCAAAUUGGUCCGAGAAGUCGUUCGGUGCGACCACUACCGAGAUACCUGCCUCGCCCGAGCUAUCCUGGACGUGUAGGCGCUCGUAUCGUCGGAGGGCUCGAGAUCGACGUUUCCGAAACUCCGUAUCAGGUGUCUCUGCAGUACUUCAAGAGUCACCGCUGCGGUGGAUCCGUGCUGAACAGCAAGUGGGUCCUGACUGCCGCUCACUGUACCGACAGCGUGUUAGUACCGACCGCCUUGGCCGUGCGCCUCGGAUCUUCCAGACACGCUUCCGGUGGAACGGUGUUGCGCAUUGCGAAUAUCUUCCAACAUCCGAAAUACGAUCCAGAGACUACCGAUUUCGACUUUGCGCUCCUGGAGCUGCAAGGUGAGCUGUCCUUCAGCGAUGUCGUGCAGCCGGUCGCUCUUCCCGAGCAGGGUGAACCCGUUGAGGAUGGAACUCUGACGACCGUUUCCGGAUGGGGUAACACCCAGAGUGCCGCCGAGUCCAACGCUGUAUUGCGAGCUGCCAACGUGCCCACCGUCAACCAGCAGGAGUGUGACCUGGCAUACACGGCUUUCGGAGGAAUUACCGACCACAUGCUGUGUGCCGGAUACAAACACGGUGGAAAGGAUGCCUGCCAGGGAGAUUCCGGUGGCCCGCUGGUUGCAGAGGGCAAGCUGGUCGGAGUCGUGUCCUGGGGAUACGGAUGUGCCAAACCUGGAUACCCUGGCGUAUACUCUCGCGUGGCCAGUGUUCGCGAUUGGGUACGAGAGAAGAGCGGAGUUUAAAUGAUUAUUAAUGGAACGUAGCAACUAUUCGAAGAACAACUGAUAUUUAUAAAUUAAACGACUGUUA